Molecule: messenger RNA, 1776 nt
Organism: Nyctereutes procyonoides (raccoon dog)
Lineage: Eukaryota; Metazoa; Chordata; Mammalia; Carnivora; Canidae
Gene: WAS
Product: WASP actin nucleation promoting factor
Exons: 12
Coding region: 31-1545 (504 amino acids)
Biological process (GO): actin filament organization
Molecular function (GO): actin binding
Source: RefSeq, a predicted model, not a curated record
UAGCCGGAGAGGACAAGGGCAGGAGGCACCAUGAGUGGGGGCCCUGUGGGAGGCAGGUCUGGUGGUCGCGGAGGACCAGGGGUUCAGCAGAACAUACCCUCCACACUCCUCCAGGACCACGAGAACCAGCGACUCUUCGAGAUGCUGGGUCGGAAAUGCUGGACACUGGCCACCGCUGUUGUUCAGCUGUACCUGGCACUGCCUCCUGGAGCUGAGCACUGGACCAAGGAGCAUUGUGGGGCUGUGUGCUUCGUGAAGGAUAACCCCCAGAAGUCCUAUUUCAUCCGUCUUUAUGGCCUUCAGGCUGGCCGGCUGCUCUGGGAACAGGAGCUGUACUCACAGUUGGUCUAUUCCACUCCUACCCCCUUCUUCCACACCUUUGCUGGAGAUGACUGCCAAGCAGGGCUGAACUUUGCAGACGAGGGCGAGGCCCAGGCCUUCCGAGCCCUGGUGCAGGAGAAGAUACAAAAAAGGAAUCAGAGGCAAAGUGGAGACAGACGCCAGCUACCCUCACCCCCAGCACCAGUCAGUGAAGAGAGAAGAGGAGGGCCCCCACCCUUGCCCCCACACCCAGCCGGAGACCAAGGGGGCCCAGCAACUGGCCCACUGUCCCUGGGGCUAGUAACAGUGGACAUCCAGAACCCGGACAUCACGAGUUCACGGUACCGUGGGCUCCCAGCACUUGGGCCUGGCCCAGCUGAUAAGAAACGCUCAGGGAAGAAGAAGAUCAGCAAGGCUGAUAUUGGGGCACCUAGUGGAUUCAAACAUGUCAGCCACGUGGGGUGGGACCCCCAGAAUGGAUUUGACGUAAACAACCUGGACCCGGAUCUGCGGAGACUGUUCUCCAGGGCAGGAAUCAGUGAGGCCCAGCUCACAGAUGCCGAGACCUCUAAACUUAUCUAUGACUUCAUUGAGGACCAGGGUGGGCUGGAGGCUGUGCGGCAAGAGAUGAGGCGCCAGGAGCCGCUUCCACCACCCCCACCACCAUCCAGAGGAGGAAACCAGGCUCCCCGGCCCCCUACUAUAGGGAGCAACAAGGGUCGUUCUGGUCCACUGCCCCCUGUUCCUUUGGGAAAUGCUCCACCCCCACCAACUCCCCGGGGACCCCCACCCUCAGGCCGAGGGGGCCCUCCACCACCACCCCCGCCAGCCACUGGACGUUCUGGACCACUGCCCCCUCCACCCCCUGGAGCUGGAGGGCCUCCUGUGCCUCCACCACCACCACCACCACCACCACCACCACCACCACCCAGCUCUGGGGAGGGGCCAGUCCCUCCCCCUCCUCCUGCUCUGGGGCCUUCUGUGGGACCGACUCCUGGUGGAGGUCGGGGGGCGCUUUUGGAUCAAAUCCGGCAGGGAAUUCAGCUUAACAAGACCCCUGGGGCCCCAGAGAGCUCAGCACUGCAGCCUCCACCUCAGAGCUCAGAAGGGUUGGUGGGAGCCCUGAUGCACGUGAUGCAGAAGAGAAGCAGAGCCAUCCACUCCUCAGAUGAAGGGGAGGACCAGGCCGGCGACGAGGAUGACGACGAUGAAUGGGAUGAUUGAGUCACCUUCCGCACCUGUUCUGAGCCUCCUCCCCUCCCCUGGCAGCUGCUGCUUGCUGUCCUCCACUCCUGGCCUCCAGGCCCUCAGGUCCCGUUUCUUCCCCACCAACCCUUCCAAUGCAGUUAUCUCUGACUGGUCCCCAAACAUUCACCCUAGCAGUAGCCAGGGCCCCUUUUUAUACAGAAUUUCUCAGUGCUUCUCACAUAAUGAGUUUUAAACCAAAAUAAAAUA